Leptidea sinapis is the source of this 6468-nucleotide messenger RNA. RefSeq lists its product as uncharacterized. NCBI's taxonomy places the organism in Eukaryota, Metazoa, Arthropoda, Insecta, Lepidoptera, Pieridae. The record is from RefSeq and is a predicted model, not a curated record. The coding region runs from base 122 to 1351 and encodes 409 amino acids. The transcript is spliced from 9 exons.
CAAACCAGCGAUGUGUCAUAACCUGAAGUGAUGUUGCCUUUAACAACAUUAUAUUAAUUGUGUGUUUUAUUUAGACAAAAGUUGAACAGUUUAAUAACAGUUUGCUGAAUACAAGAUAUGAAUGAGGACCACAUCGUUUUCUCUCGAGGUCCUGGCCCUUCUAUUCCUGACGCUGAUUCCUUGGCCGGGACCAUCCGUCUUCAAAAUUACCUGUUCACGUGACAAUUCGAAAAUUGUGAGGAAAGUGAUACAGAACAAAUGGCUUCCAGUCCUCGAAAGAUUUAAGGUAAAGUUACCACUGGAGUGCCCAUUUCACGCCGCGCGGGACAUAUUCGCGCCUCACAAUGCCGCGAAAUUGCAACACCGCUCAUCGCAAUGGACGUGCGCCUUUUGUGGGAAGUCCUUCUAUGAGGAGAGACAUCUUGACGCACACUUUGACCAAAGACACAAGAACUUGAUUAAUAAGGCGGAAGAUGCGGUGUGCCUUGCCGACUACUGUGACAUAAUGCGAUGUCAGGUGUUGAUAACCCACGGGCUGCUCAGCGGCGGGGCUAUCCCCAGCACUGAUGUGGAGGUUUGGCAGGACGUGGAGACAGCGCGGAAAGCGCUAGCCCCGGCUGCGACUAGGAGUGUGGCUAAGGUGCCUGCGAGGCGCCGACACAGACGUACUUCGCCUCCUUUACCAGUUUCUGACUGUCCACGAACAGAACCUGAGAAUGAGGACGAAGAUUUGACAGGUUCAGAGGAGAAACGAAGAGAAGAGAGGGAUGACGGCGACACGAAUCAGACGUCAGAGCUGUGUGACGCAGACACUGUGGAAUCAUCUCUGCCUCCGGAUAGUCGGCAGAAGACCCUGGCAGACUUACAAGCCGAGCGCGCUGCCUGCGACCCCAACAAACUUCAAGGACUUAAGGUGCGCUGUGAGAAGAUCGUACAUUCCUGCAUCGCGACACUCCUUCUACAUCUCACGCAGCCUCAGUUUACAGAACUCGAAGAGGAGAUGCAGCGUGCGGUAUGCUGGUACCUGAGUUGUGACCGGUACUGGGAGGACACCACUCCUGCAGCCCGGGUGUUCCCGUGGCCGCUGCUCCUGGCGCUUGCUACCGGUCUGGCACUCGCCCUCUGCAUGUGUUACUACAUUAUAUGGAUCGUUUUCGAUUCAGAAGAAGGCAGUGUAGCGGGAAGUGCAUCAGUUUCCAUGACAACACACUCAUCUCCCACGCGAGGGGACAGGUUAGGAGGAGACGACGCCAUGUUGGAUGACGACGACCACUACAUAUACGUCACCUACCCUCCAGAGCUGAAGCGAAGGCUGCUCGAGAGCUGCUACAAUAGAACGACACGUCUGUGAGAGAAGUUGAAGUCAUCCUGCAUGAAAUUUAGAGAUUAGUUAUUUAGUAAGGUGAUUUGUAGAGCGUUAUCUGUACCACAUACGUGUUUUAGUAAAUCCUGUUUAAGGACAAGUGUAGUUAUGUGAUUCCUUUGUUGAAGGAGAACUACAAAAGUAUUUUCCUUCAUUAACGCGAGUGUUACACAUUUAAAUGAAACACUUUUUUUAUGUUGUCCACUGUGUUUUUAUAUUAGAUUACAAAUUAAUUUAAUGUAAAAACAUAGUCACAAUUACACGCGUUUUAAUCCUUUUGAAAGUGUUUUAUUUACAAUGACAACAGUAGAUACCAACAGAAUAUAUUCCGCACAAAAAUAAAGGUUAUGCUUUUUUGAACGAUUAAUUUAUUAUUAACGGUACUUGUUCAAUCAAUCUGUUUUCACCCACUUCUUUAAGUUUUUGUAAAGUGAGCUUAAAUUAUUUUAUCGAUAAAACUAAGCGCUUGUCCUCACCAUUUGGAUGUGGGGAAAUCCUUCACAGGGCGGUUUUCAAAAAACAUUCUGCCACUUACAAAACUGUGAAAAAAAAAAAACCAAAGCUCUUUUAAUUUCUAUGGUGUUGCCAAUGUGUAGGCGGCGGUGAUCACUUAAUACUAAUCGGGUGACAAGUCCCCUCGUUUGUCGCUCUCUAUCUAAAUAAAGAGUUUAUUAAUAAGAUAAUACGAUCUUAUACAAUUUGUUAUUUUAAAAUGGAAUCCCUUACUUCUGGAUUACUUAUUUUUAAACCAAAAUUUCUGAACAAUGUUGCGAGGUUUGUAUGUCCAUGAGAGUUGAACAAGACAUAGCAAGAUUUGCGAUUCAUGCGCCACUCUAAUGGUUGGCUCAGUUAGUGAGAACGAUCUUACAAUUUGAUUAUAUAAUCUAUAUUAUAAUAUUAUGUUGGAACAGUCCAAAGUACAUUAUUGUUCAUUUUACUAAAGAAAAAUUAAUAUUACGUUAAAUUGUAUUUGUAUGGUACAGAUAACGAUAAAAAUUUAGUGCUACAAACAAUAACACAAUGCACAGUCAUAGAUCAAUAAUAUAAAUAAUUCUUAUAUAAUUUUGUGUGAUUGAGUAGCACGAUUUGUAUUGGUACCUAACUACAGUUUGAAUGAAAUAAAUCUAACAGUAAUAAGUUACCUAUUUGUAUGGAUUUUUUGAAAUACUUUCUGAUAUUUUUCGUAAAAUGCAAAAUCCGUUUAUUAGUUAGGAAGAUCAACAAUAAUGUAGCGAUGAUUGACUUACAAUAAACAACUAUACUAACAAUUACGCUAAAAAUUGUCUGAGGCAAAACUCUGCCGACGCAACCAUUAGGCAGAGUUAUCGUUCAGUUGUGUUUCAACCGCGCUUUGAAUACAACGCCACGCAAUGACAAAGUGUUUAGUGAAUAUAAUAUAUAUCAAAACUUAAAAAGGAUAGUGUCAUAUUUCAGGUAAGUGCCCUUAAAUUAACAAAAUUGUGAACUAACUUGACGUUUUUAAUCAUUUUGCUAAAUAAUUACAUUUUAAUUGCUAAAACAGAAUGUUCUUGCCUCGUGUUCGCGUAUGUCUCGUGCGUGACGUAGUGUUACUACUUCCAAUGAGCCACAAAAUAAGGUGUUAUUUUGAAAGAAUGUUUAAUGUUAUAUGUAUAAAUUAAUGACGUAUACGCAUAUACAACGGCGCUCGGACAUUUUUGACGACCUUUUAAUAAGCGAUUGGAAGUCUAGUUGUUUAUUGUACGUCAAUGGUGGCGAUUUUAUUUUAUUUAGAGUAGUAUGCUUCUUAUAUUGGUGCCUAUUCUGUACUUCGUAAAUAUUAGAUAAUUCCUGCCGAAAUGUAAAUCCGCGCCUAUAAUUUCGUUAGUAAUUAUUUUUUGAGAAUUUUACUUAACUAUGCUUACAUAUGGAUUUUAUUUUAAAUUAUAAUUAAUAUAUUGAUACAAACCAUGGGACCUAGAAGUUGAUUGUGCCAAAAAUGGCGACAUACCUACCUAAUAUUAUACCUUAGAUCAUUUAUACGCCUAGACUAUGACAGCUGUGAAAACGUCAAAAAAAUUGAGACUAACAGUUACCUCUAUUUUGAGCAAAGCACGCACACUAACACAAAAUAAAAUACAAAUCGCGAGUGUAAGACGUAGCUUGUCACGCAAACUAAAGAAAUGAGCACGGCCUGUUUUUUUUAUUGUCUAGCAGAGACUAGACUCUAGACGUAUAAAUUAUCUAAAUAUUUAUACCCGUUACAUUUUUAAGCUACACUUUUUUACGCUUAUUAUUAUGAUUCACCUUAUAAGAUAGUAAAUUAACGAAAAAUUACAGUGUGACUUCAAAAAUUAUAAAACGCAAGAUUUAUUUAUAGCGGGGUUUUUCAAGUGUGUAUUAUAGAUAUCGUCUUUGAUGCCUUGAUAAAGCUGAACGCACAAUAAUAAAAUAAUCCUUAUAUAUUAUAGUAAGGCCAACGAGACUAGAUAAAGAAUGAACACAAAGUUUCAGGGGUUCAAAACAUUUUUAUUUGAAUAAAUUAUAUGUAAAACUUAUGGAUUUGAAAUUGCUCUGGUCUAUAUUAAGCAAAGAUGAAAAAACUGAUUCGUCUGAAGAGUUCGAAUCAGCCCUAUUUAUUAUAAUACUAGCUGACCCAGCAAACGUUGUUUUGCCUUAUAAAUUAUUUUAAGAGUUAGACCGGUUCUUGGACAUUGCAACAUAACUUUAUUUUUCUAAGGUAAAAGAAUUUUUCUAAAAUAAACGUAGCCUAAGUUACUCCUUAUUACAUCGGCUACCUGCCCAUAAAAGUCCCUUCAAAAGCUAGCCAUUUUAGAGAUGAGCCGGAACAAACAGGCAGACAGAAAAAUUGUAAAAAAAUGUUAUUUUGGUGCAUGUAUCGUAUAUAUAUUUAUAUACAUGUAGUAAAAAACGGUAUUUCAAUAUUACAAACAGACACUCCUAUUUUAUUUAUAUGUAAAGAUAAUUCUGUAUAAUGUAUCUCAGUAACGGUCCAUUUGUUUACAUUCUUUAUUUCUUCUCGUUGGCCUUAGUACAGUUAUUUUUCCUUAACGAGUGUCUCAAACUUAACGUUCAACGCAAUUGAAUGAUUAUUCUCAUAGACAAAGCGGUUCCGCCAAUACAUUUUAAGCGCAUUCACCAAAACUGAGGUUUUAUGUCAUCAACAAUAGAAUAAUAUUAUAUCAAAUAUUUGUCAAAACUGUCAUAGAUAAGUAUGACAAAUCAAACUUCUUAUACGUCAGUAUUUCUAUUACGCAAAUGUUUUGAGCUUUCUUGGGUGUUAAUUCCGCCAAUUCGACACGUAUUUCGCCUCUGCACGAGGCAUCCUCAGGAGAUUAUGACGAGACUUGAAUCUCGUGCGAGAGUUUGGCGAAACACGUGUCGAACUGUUUGAAGACACAUAUUGGCGAAAAUAUUGAAGAAAUCUCAAAACAUUUGCGUUACAAUAACGCCUAAUUCAAUAAAUUAUCUUAUUUAUGUUACGAUAAAAUAAAACUUUUAUUAAUCUUAGUAUCGAUAAUUACGGAUAAACUUAGGAAACACUGAUACUCAAAGCUUGGUAAUCUACUUUAACGUGAUAGUGGCAAAUUUGUGGUAUGGAAUAGGAGACUAAAGAUGAAAUUAUAAUUCCAAAAUUCGGCAGUCAGCAUUUAAAGGCGAUAACACAAUAAUUUCUGUUGGUAAAAUACGAAUUUAAUCUAAAAACUCGUUUUCAUGUGUAAACGUAGUUAGUUCUGAGUGUUGUAAUCGCGAUCUACUUCAAUGGUGAAAUCAGCCCUUACCGGCCUCCAGUAAACCUGUGUCUCGGUUAAUUUUGUAGAUACAAAUGUUUUGUGUCAAGUUUUAACGUAUAAUAAUCCACGGGCGUUCAAAAUGGUGUGCGACCAUUUAGAGGAGACACGCCAAGGCGUCAGCAAAGCAAGCUCGCGAAACGAUUACCUUACUUACCUUAUUAGAUUAUCAUGAACUUAUUUGCUAGCGCUUCUUCACUUUAUAAUUAUUGUCAUUUUUAAAUUACUUUAACAGAGCCUAAUCUUAUUGAGUGGGCGACGAUUAGGGUUGCCAUAUACUAUAUAAAUAAGAGUAUUGUGAUCUAAUUCGUGAUGGUGUACUCUAUAAACCAUAACAUUAAUAUAGUAUUUUUUAUAAUAAUAGACAUAUUAUUUAUGUACUUAUUGGUGCCCAAAGCCACAAAAAAUUGGGAUGUUGCAAGUGUGAAAAGUGGGAUGUGACAAUUUUUGGAGGAAAGAAAAAACCUCUAUAAAAUUUAAUAAUUAAUGAUAAUUAAUCUUUACACUUUAUUUACACUUACUGAAAUCAGACAAAUUCUGAAUUUUCAAGAAAAAAUUGGCAACCCUAGAGUGGAUUUUCGUUUUUAAUUAUUAUUACACAUUUUGGAUGUAGUCUGAUUAGUUUGAAUAACUUGAAUACAAUGUAUCGAUGUUCAAAUAAAUUAGUUUUCAAAUUAUUAAGAUUUAGCCUUAGAUAAUUUAUAUGUCUAGACUCUAGAUAGACCGUGACAGCAGUGAACACGUCGAAAAAAAUAGAAGCAAACUGUUAAACUCUAUUUUCAGCAACGUGAUAUACGCAUCUCGAGUGUGAGACGUAGCUUGUCACGCACACUAAAGUAAUGAACCUAGCCUGUUGUCAUGCGUUGCCUAAAAACAAGAGACUAUAUCUAGACGUAGAAAUUAUUUAAUGAUAAUUAAAGUUAAUUAACAGUAACAUUGCCUCUGUAGGUAUUCUUAUUACUUCGUCUAAGGAAGAUAAUAAUUCUAUACAUACAAUCAUUUAAAUUCAAAAAUAUUAUAAAACUAUAGGAUUUUUUUUUAAUUUCUUGAUGAAUGCAAUAUUCAAAACUUUUUUCCAAAUCCUACCUUAUACCUCUUGUAAAUAUUAGAAAAAUUGAUAAAUAUUGUGAUUUUCCACGCUUUCAGAUUAUUUUUCUUUACAUAGUGAUAAAAUUAGAGGCAAGAUAAAUGCUUUGAUGAGACUGAACAACUCAUUUAGGUUAGUUAGUGUUAUAUUUAAGGAUACUUUUAAUAAUUUCGCAUAAACUAAGAAACUAACUGCACAAUGAUUUAAUGUAAUUAACGAUGUUUGUUAAAUAAAGUAUUACACAUUAA